Molecule: messenger RNA, 2825 nt
Organism: Bufo gargarizans (Asiatic toad)
Lineage: Eukaryota; Metazoa; Chordata; Amphibia; Anura; Bufonidae
Gene: AAAS
Product: aladin WD repeat nucleoporin
Exons: 17
Coding region: 97-1659 (520 amino acids)
Biological process (GO): nucleocytoplasmic transport
Cellular component (GO): nuclear pore
Molecular function (GO): protein binding
Source: RefSeq, a predicted model, not a curated record
CGUCAUCAGUCCGCGCCUCAGUUCCCGGACGCUGCCCUCCGUGCUCUGAUUCGUCAAUCGGACGGCGCGGAUUUCUGAAUAUUGCCGCAGAUCAAGAUGUGCUCCUUGGACCUGUUCCCUUCACCUUUGCCUCGUGGCGAUGUCAUGCUGUAUGAAUUCAACAAUACAAUGGUCCCCUGGAUGGCUGAUGAAAGUCCACCUCCCUCAUUCAGCUCGUCGAUGGUCAAUGUACCUGAACUUCUGAUUCCUCUAGAUGCCUUGAAGGCUCCUGGGCGGAUGGAGCUGAGCAGUAAGGCAGCAUUUAUACAUCACAAGGAGACGGUCUGGAAACGCUGUUUGAAUGCAUGGCACCAGAUGGGACUUGCUGGACUGCUGGAGGAGAUAUCCAACUCUGAGGAAGAGGUGCCUCCUUUACUGUGUCACGUCUCGCGCUGUUCUCUUGCGGCAUGCCGAUGGGUUUCUUCUUUCCACGGAUCACUUUUUCCACACCUUUUAAUGAAAAGCGAGGAUCUCACUGCUGAGUUCUCACAGGCUUGUGACUGGGCCAGCUGUUCUCUUCGAGCCUUUGCUUGGCACCCUCACACCAACAAAUUUGCCCUGGCACUUGUGGAUGACUCCAUUCGAAUCUACACCACAGGAAGCCCAACAAUACCUACAUUAAAGCACCGUCUGCAGAAGGAUGUGGCAAGUAUGGCGUGGAAGCCGCUGUGUGCCUCUAUCUUAGCUGUGGCGUGUCAGAGCUGCGUCCUGGUGUGGCACAUCGACCCCACCUCUCUGUCUACAAGGCCUUCAUCAGGCUGCGCUCAGAUCCUUACACAUCCGGGUCACAGUCCAGUCACCAGCGUUGCUUGGUCUCCUAAAGGUGGAGUGUUGCUGUCCGCGUCCCCUGUGGACACUGCUAUGUUGGUGUGGGAUGUCUCGACAGAGAGCUGUGUACCUCUACAGAGGGUAGGUGGGGGAGGUGUCACUUUCCUGUCCUGGUCUCCAGACGGCAGCAAGGUGCUGUCUGCCACCCCAUCUGCUGUGUUCAGGGUAUGGGAGACACACAUGUGGACUUGUGAGCGCUGGCCAACACUCAGUGGUCGCUGUCAGACUGGAUGCUGGAGCCCCGAUGGCAGUCGUCUGCUUUUUGCAGUGAAGGACGAGUCUAUAAUAUACAGUUUAUCAUUCUCUGUAUUAGAGGGGGAGGCACACGUUUGUGUUGGUGGAAAUGAACGUGCGAUACCAGUGGCUGAUGUGUCUGAAGUGGUUUUUGAGAGAGACGAAGGGGGGGAGGUCAGAGUCGGAGGGGAAAUACAGUCUAUGGUCUGGGACCCAAGUGGAGAGAGGCUGGCCGUGCUGCUAAGAGAGAACCCAAAUGAUAAGACAAGUGAAGCAGUAAUCGCCGUCUACCGCACGAAGAACAACCCGAAGUUUGAGCUCCUUCCUUGUGGCUUCAUUCCAAGCAAAAUGGGAGAGGAUCCACAACUCAUGCAGUUUCACCCGUGUUUCCACAAAGGGGCACUACUUUCUGUGCUCUGGAGUUCUGGCCGCCUCUCCCAUGUGCCCUUCUACUUUGUGAAUGCACAGUUUCCUCGCUUCAUUCCUGAGACUGGUACCAUUGUAUCUGGAGACGCCAGCAGCACUUGUGCCGUACGGUCACUCUUCUCAGAAGCAUAAACUUGACAUAAUGAAUUGUUCAUGUGAAAUAUGUCCUAUUAAUAUAAGGACCAUUCAUCACUACACCUUUCAGGUUCUCAUAUAAUAUUUUGAACCUAAAAUCCAGAAUCCUAAGAGGCGCCGUUUCUCUACUAUACUGCCGACUGAAUUGGACUUCAUGUAUUGGAUAAUUUAUGCUUAACCCGUACAGACCGUGAAAAUUCACUUCUUCAGUAGCAGCCAUUUGCUACAGAAACUUGCAGAUCUCCACAUGUGGGCUGCCGUUCCAAGGCAUGGACGUAGAUGGGGAUCAUUCAUUCUGCUUUACCUGCAUUUUUGCCAGUGUUUUGUUGAGGAAGGAGCUAUGCACAGAUUGCUGUUCGGUUUUCAUGUUAAAUGUGCUCUACAUAAGGACACAUAGAAUUUUCUCAAAAAAAAAAAAAAAUAUAUAUAUAUAUAUAUAUAUGUGUGGGGGAGAAGCAGGAGAGGGUGUGUGUAAUUUCUUUUUGUGUCUUAAAGACUAUGGCCACCCUUGGGGGCAAUUUUAAUUUAAUUGCAUUUUACAAAUUUUGAGCUAAAAAUUAAUUUUUCUGUUUGUCUUUAUUCAAGAGGUGCAGUUUUCUGUUUCUGUAUAUCUGUAGACUGGAAGGCUCUCCUUUCACAGGAAAUCCUGACCGAUAGCAGCUCUGAUGGCUGAAUGUGUAGCACUUAUCUCUGGACUCCUGACAGCUCACACACUCAUUAUAAGUCAAUACUUAUAAUAUUAUAUUUUAUCCCUACUAACUCGGUUUGAUAUUUUCCCCCGUUAGAAACAUGUGCAGGCCUAAUUUGAACAGGUAAGGUGAUAAUUUGACUGCACAAUAAGGCUAUGUUCACACCACUAGUAAACUCACCUGGCACCCCGUUCAUUAGACAAAAUGAGCCAAUGUUACAGCCCAUCCGAAAUUCCCCUAUCCCUGACAUCUUGGGAACAGAAAUUCCCCCAUUCCUGACAUCUUGGGAACGUCUAAGGAUCUACUAUAUAAAGUUGCAUUUAGCUCACCUUACCAUAGCCUAUGGACAACAACCAUCGAAUUCCCCACUCACUCGCUUCACACGUACCUCCCAUUGCUGCUCAUUAUCCACGGUGCAAUUCUGUGUCGCAAUACUUCACACUGUAUAUAACUGCUAAUAAAGUUCAAUGGUGA